This is a messenger RNA of Aspergillus clavatus NRRL 1, 1866 nucleotides long. RefSeq names its product ATP-dependent DNA/RNA helicase (gene dbp9). Gene Ontology annotation, molecular function: ATP binding; RNA helicase activity; nucleic acid binding. The record is from RefSeq and is a predicted model, not a curated record. Lineage: Eukaryota; Fungi; Ascomycota; Eurotiomycetes; Eurotiales; Aspergillaceae. Gene Ontology annotation, cellular component: nucleolus. The transcript has 4 exons. The coding region runs from base 1 to 1866 and encodes 621 amino acids.
AUGAAGCGCAAGCUGGAUGCCAAUGAUGUUCCCUCUGCAGAAGUCGCAGAGGGAAAGGAAGCAAAGGACGCAGACAAUACCGAUUUCGAAAACCUCAAUCUUGAUCCGCGGCUGCGCCAAGCUCUGAUCAAAGAGCAAUUUACGAAGCCUACACCUGUUCAGUCGAAGGCUAUUCCCCUUGCUCUUGAGGGGAAAGAUAUCCUCGCCCGUGCUAAAACUGGCUCUGGAAAGACUGCGGCCUAUGUUCUCCCAAUUCUUCAGACGAUUCUGCAGAAGAAAGCUGCCGACCCUUCAUUAAAAGCUACUACCGGCCUCAUCCUCGUCCCCACUCGAGAGCUCGCAGAACAAGUCCAGAGUGUCAUCACUAAAUUCACGGCAUUCUGUGGCAAGGAUGUACGCUCAGUGAACCUGACACAGAAGGUUUCCGAUGCCGUUCAGCGGACCAUGCUCGCCGAUUAUCCUGACCUGAUUGUCUCGACACCGGCCCGUGUCAUCGCCAAUCUGGGUAGCUCUGCCUUGGCAUUGGACAACCUGACACACCUUGUGAUCGACGAAGCGGAUCUGGUUCUAUCGUACGGAUACGACGAAGAUAUCAAUGCGUUGGCGAAGGCGAUCCCUCGUGGUGUGCAGACGUUCCUAAUGAGUGCAACUCUCACCUCCGAAGUCGAUACUUUGAAGGGUUUGUUUUGUCGGAACCCUGUUGUUUUGAAACUGGAAGAUAAGGAGGAUGAGGGCGCUGGUAUCAGCCAGUUCGUUGUCAGAUGUGCCGAGGAUGAGAAAUUUCUCCUGACCUACGUCAUCUUCAAAUUGCAGCUGAUCAAAGGCAAAGUCAUUAUAUUCGUUGGGGAUAUCGAUCGCUGCUACCGUGUCAAGCUAUUCCUUGAGCAAUUCGGCAUCAAGAGCUGUGUGCUCAACUCCGAGUUGCCUAUCAAUUCGCGGAUACACGUCGUGCAGGAGUUCAACAAGGGUGUCUACGACAUCAUCAUUGCCGCAGAUGAACAAGAGGUGAUGGGGGCCCGCACAACAUUCAAGAAGUCGAAGGAAAUCACAGACGGGGAUGAGGAGGAGACGAGGGACAAGAUGGGUUCCAGUGAAGACGAGGACAACGAGCCGGAAGACAAUGACAAGAAAUCUGCUCACCCAGAGAAGCGUCGCAAGACGUCAGGAAAAGGCAAAGACUAUGGAAUUUCCCGUGGUAUCGACUUCCAGAACGUUGCGUGUGUCCUCAAUUUCGACCUUCCCACCACCUCCAAGUCCUACACACAUCGCAUUGGCCGUACCGGAAGAGCUGGCAAAGCCGGCAUGGCGCUGUCAUUUGUUGUUCCCGCCGACGAGUUUGGAAAACACAAACCUACCAGCUUCCCCACCGCCAAGUACGACGAGUCAGUAUUGGCCAAGAUCGUGAAGCGCCAAGCGAAACUCGACCACGAGGUCAAACCAUACCACUUCGAGAUGAAACAGGUCGAUGCAUUCCGAUACCGUAUGACGGACGCGCUCCGCUCAGUGACCCGGUUGGCGAUCCAGGAAGCUCGUGCGCGUGAGAUUCGCCAGGAACUGGUCAAGAGCGAGAAGCUCAAGCGCCACUUCGAAGAGAACCCCGAGGAACUCAAGCAACUGCGCCACGACGGCGAGCUCCGCGCAGCGCGCAUCCAGCCUCAUCUCAAACACAUCCCCGAUUACCUGAUGCCCUCCAAAGGCAGAAAAGGCAUCUCCAGCGAGAAUGUCGGAUAUGUAGGGUUCACAAAACAGAGCGAUAAUCGGAUUCGGAAAGCAAGAGAGAAGAAUCGCGGUAAGGGCAAGGGACGGAAACCGUCUGGUGUGAGGAAGGUGGAUCCUCUCAAGACGUUCAAUCGGGGACGCAAGUGA